Messenger RNA from Condylura cristata (star-nosed mole), 1385 nucleotides. RefSeq lists its product as uncharacterized. NCBI's taxonomy places the organism in Eukaryota, Metazoa, Chordata, Mammalia, Eulipotyphla, Talpidae. The record is from RefSeq and is a predicted model, not a curated record. The transcript is spliced from 5 exons. Bases 203 to 1174 code for a protein of 323 amino acids.
AGCCGACGCGGGGCUUGGUUCUGGCUGGAAGGCCUGCAGCGCCGGUCGUGGGAGAUUGGUAUGUUUCAUGUAUUUUGGAAAAUAUUCUCUGACAAUAGCAAAAGAAAGGGUCAACUCUUCUAGGACAGCUUGUGAGAAAAUAAUUAUCCUACUUGGGAUUAGAAGACCAGCUCAUUCUUAGACUUCAAAAAACAAAAUUAGAAUGGAUUGGGGAGAAGAAUAUCCCCAUAAUUCUUUUGACCUACACUGCUUGUUAAAUUCAUUUCCUGGAGAUUUGGAGUUUGAGCAGAUCUUCAGUGACCUUGAUGAAAAGAUGGAACAAAAUGCUGCAAGCAUAAAACUUUGCAUUAAAGAAAUACAGUCUGAAGUUAACAAGCAAUGCCCAGAUGUGCAGCUGCAAACAACUACUGACUGCUUUGAGUGGCUAAAUAACUAUAAAUAUAAUUCAUCAAAGUCACCUUCUAUUCCCCAUGGAGAUUUGAUAGAAUUCCUCAAAACACUGCAAGAUUUCUUGAAGAAUGAACAAAAUCAAGAAGAAAUGAUAUUGGAUUUACUUUGGAACCUUUCCUGCCAGAGAAGCACUUCUUUCCCAUCAACUCUGAGUGGAAUAUCAUUCCAUUUCCUUUCUACCACUUGCCUUCAUUCUGUUGAAGAUCAUUCCUCUAUGGAUGUAAAGUCUAUAUGGGAUGAUAUAAGACUACAUCUUCGACGUUUCUUAGUGAAAAAAUUACAAAGCCAUAAUGAAAUAAACAAUUCACAGCAAAAAAUUUUGUUGAAAAAUCAGUGCAUACAACAACUCUUGUUUCUUUACCCUGAAUCAGAAGUAAUAAGCAAGUACCAAAACAUACAGAAUAAACUGUUGGCUAAACCUCUGCAGAACUGCUUUGCUUACAGCAAAGAAUCAAAUUUAGACAUAAUGCUUCAUGGAUAUCAAACUACAAUGCCUAAGUUAUACUCAAUGAUAAAAGAGGAUUUUAACACACUGGGUGAAAUUUUAGCCCCAUCAUCAACAGCGAAAUUCAUUAAAGAAACUUACCUGGAUACUAUUACUGAAGAAAUGGCAAAUUUUUUGUCAAAUUUUUGGGAGCUACAGUUCAAAGAAAGUACUGUCCAUGUGAUUAAAACAAGCAAGAGCUCCAGCAAGCAUAGAAGAGCAGUGCAUGCUUUGGGUUAGUGAUAUUUUAAAUUUCUGUUUGUUUUAAAUCAAGCCUUUUGAUACCUUUAAUUUCCUAGCAAUUUUUUAGUUAGCUAAUCUAACCGCAAACUUAAAAAUAAAUCAGUAAGUAAAUGAAUGGAAAUUUCCAUUAUAUAUUUCUUUCAUGCCUUCUAAUAGUAAUGGAAGCAUUUUAUUUCCUGUUAUUUAAAUUAUUAAAGAGAUUGGAAGU